Trachemys scripta elegans is the source of this 1271-nucleotide messenger RNA. Its product is annotated as homeobox protein EMX1. Gene Ontology annotation, biological process: central nervous system development; regulation of DNA-templated transcription; neuron differentiation. The coding region runs from base 55 to 762 and encodes 235 amino acids. NCBI's taxonomy places the organism in Eukaryota, Metazoa, Chordata, Testudines, Emydidae. The transcript is spliced from 3 exons. The record is from RefSeq and is a predicted model, not a curated record. Gene Ontology annotation, molecular function: DNA binding; DNA-binding transcription factor activity, RNA polymerase II-specific.
CACACACACACACGAGGCACAACCGCCUCCAAAGAGCUCACUCCAGACCAAACCAUGUUCCAGCCAGCAGCUAAGCGGUGCUUCACCAUCGAGUCGCUGGUGGCGAAGGACAAUCACUUGGCUUCAGAGGAUCCCAUCCGACCUACAGCCCUCAACUACCCCAACCCUUCCGCGGCCGAGGCGUUUGUUAAUGGCUUUCACAGCGCGGCAGCCGGCAGGUCCCUGUACAGCAGCCCGGAGCUGGUCUUCCCAGAGGCCGUGAGCCACCCCUCCUUGAGCGUUCACCCGCACCAGCUGGGCGCGUCCCAGCUCCAGCACCCGCACUCCUUCUUCGCCCCCCAGCACAGAGACCCCCUCAACUUCUACCCCUGGGUGCUGAGGAACAGGUUCUUCGGGCACCGCUUUCAAGGGAGCGAGGUGUCCCAGGAGGGUUUGCUACUGCACGGGCCCUUUGCCAGGAAGCCCAAGCGGAUCCGCACGGCCUUCUCCCCGUCCCAGCUCCUGCGGCUCGAGAGGGCCUUCGAGAAGAACCACUACGUGGUGGGGGCUGAGCGCAAACAGCUGGCCAGCAGUCUCAGCCUCUCGGAGACCCAGGUGAAAGUGUGGUUCCAAAACAGAAGGACGAAAUACAAGAGGCAGAAGCUGGAAGAGGAAGGCCCCGAAUCAGACCAGAAGAAGAAAGGUUCCCAUCACAUCAAUAGAUGGCGGAUUGCCACCAAACAGUCCAACGGGGAAGACAUUGAUGUCACGUCUAAUGACUAGAAAGGGGGCAGGCUGCUGGCAAAUAAACCAAUGAGAGGAACGAGGGGGAGGAGGGGAAAAUACGGGGCAAACAACACAAAACAAAAACCGGAGAGAUUUCACAAAGACAAAGCAACCGCCACCAACAGCUGAGUUUCCUCCGCGGUACGUGGGCCAAACGAGAGGCCUACGGACCAGUUCCUCCCUCGGCACUCAGUUCUGCCUCUGGGUGGCCUUCAGCGGUGCUUUGGAAAUGAAAGCUCCCAGACAACAGAGGAAACACCCCCGCAGCCACCCUGCGCUCCUGAGAACUGAACCGAGCUGCCCGUCCUCGCAGCCUGAAGCUGUCGGUCAGCCACAAGAUCAAAUAAAAAUGUCAACCGAGAAACUCAAUGUACACAAUCCUUUUCUUUUUUUACACAAUUUUUAUUUUAAUUUAUUAUUUUAUUUUGUGCGUGUGUUCCCUGUCGUAGGUAGUUAACAGCUGUAGUGUGCGUUACUGUAUGGUAAUAAAAGCAAAAUGGGCUUAA